AUGAAAAAAACCGUUGUAAAUAAUAAGGCAGACUCAUCGGCAACAAAACCAACAUUUCAACCGGAGACUUCACAUAAGAAGGCCCUUUCAAUUUAUGGAGGCAGUGCAAAGACGGUAGUAGCUCCCACUGCUGUGUCUACCUCAAAAUCAAAUUCUCAGCAAGCAAAAAAAGUUCCGAUAAUUGUUGAUGCUUCUUCUGGUAGUAGUAGUAAAUCACAAACAAAAGUUUCAAUUAAGACGGCAACUGUGUCGUCUCAAAAGGAUGCCUCUGUUACUCAAUCGAAAGAAGAGAAAUUAAAGGAAUUGUUUGCUCAAUUACCUCAAGAAAUUGUGUUGCAAGUUUUGGAUUAUUAUGUUGGUUCGGGAUUUAAAGCUUGUUUUCCAAGAUUUGAAAAAUUGGCAAAUACUAAUUUUAAGGAAGCAUUUGAAUACGAUUCUUUGAGUUUUGAUGAAUCAAUGUUUUACAAACAAUAUUUUGGAAAGUUCAAAAACAGAGGAGACACAAACCCAAAACCUAUUUUCUGGAGGUCAGCAAGUGAAAAUCUUGUAGAUUUAAAUAGAAUUUCUAAGGAAUUCCAUUACUUGUUAUCAUUGCAAAUUUAG
Messenger RNA from Naegleria gruberi, 603 nucleotides. RefSeq lists its product as uncharacterized. The transcript has a single exon. Bases 1 to 603 code for a protein of 200 amino acids. NCBI's taxonomy places the organism in Eukaryota, Heterolobosea, Eutetramitea, Acrasida, Naegleriidae. The record is from RefSeq and is a predicted model, not a curated record.